Chara braunii is the source of this 1344-nucleotide messenger RNA. NCBI's taxonomy places the organism in Eukaryota, Viridiplantae, Streptophyta, Charophyceae, Charales, Characeae. The record is from the annotation of a GenBank genome assembly.
GCAGGGGGUGCGUCAAGUCGCAAGAAGUGAAGCUCGCUUGCCUGAAAGAAGCAGGGAUUCCGAACGCGGCAAAGAAAUUGAACGCCCAAGACCCGUUGCUGCAGUGUGCUUUGAGCCCCAAGAGAUUUGGGAGCUCAUGUGUCAGAUCAUGAGCAUGUGGCAGAAGGGCGAGGUCAAAGGUCAAAAACUGAAGCCGGCUGCGAGGAGCUUCUUGAAAGCGGACCAGGAAUCUGAAACGAGCGAGUCCGAGGGCGCGAAGAAAAGCCAGCGUGGGAAGAGGCUUGAUAGGGCGGCUGCGAAGGAACAAGAAAUAGCGCUUCUUUAUCCAUGGGUGCAACUGCAGGGUAACAAGGUCCCCCUGGUCGCCGAGGACAUGCCAGCGCAACACUGGAUAGCCAUGGGUAGUAUGGCUCCAGAGAACGUCGUCCCUAUCCUCCUUGAGGUCAUUGCGAAGCAGAUCUCGCUCAAGGAGAUGGAGAAGAAGUUCCAACGUGUCAAGCAAAUCGCCUACGUCUGCAAGGCAUUCGCAGUGGGGGUGGGCGCUGCUGACUUCAAGGACGCCAAGAAGGAGUAUCCUUUCCACACAAAGAAAGAGAUUUUGGAGAAGUUCGUUGGUGGCAUCAGAAGGGGUCAAACGAGUAUCCCCGCACUGGAUGGCCAUAUUAAACGGGUCAUUGAAUGGAAGAACAAGGAGAGGAGACUGCAAGCGAAGAACGUUAUUCACGCGUUCCGUACGAAACCUCUCGUGGAACCGUUCGUCGAGUGGACGGAGGUGACACACGACAACGACUCGGCGGAAGUGAAAAUUAUCAAUGGCGUCAUGCGCUUGUUGUCGACGCUGCAGAUAAAAAAGUUGCCGAUAUCUCUGGCUAUUUUCGACUUCCCUUACGGGUUCACGCACGACGGCCACGCAUCUGAUAAUGAGCCGUUUCUGAAGUCGGACGUUGUGGAGGUUCUUCACAAUCUGAAGGACGUUUUCUGUGCCCCGUUGUGGACAGUUGCGGGAUUCUGUUCCGUGGACAUGCUUCCUUYCAUCCGUUCGGCGUUCCGAGAGGUUUGCAAUGCAGGGCAGGAGCUUUUGACGUGGUGCAAGCCUAAUGUAACGAAUCCGGGUGGGCCGCGGCUUGUGAGUGCGACCGGAUUCUGUGUGCUGGGCUACUACAGUGAGAGUGGGCAGCGCGAGAUGGCACAUUACAAUUUUGAUCCCACUGAUAUGCGUCACAAUUUCCAGCUCUUCAAUGCUGUGACGCAGAAGUACCAGCACCCUGGUGGCGGUGUUCUCUGGCCGUACCAGAAGCCGUAUACUUUGUACUGCUAGCUUGUGAACAAAUUCUCUCCCGCAGG